AUGGAAAAGACAAUUUUCAUUUGUGUAAUAGUGCUUGUGGGGUUGUUCACCUCAGAACUAAGGGUAGCUGUUGGGGAGUCCGGGGGUGACCCAACAGUAGCCUCAGCAAAUUGGCAGCAUGCUCAUGCAACUUUCUAUGGUGGAAGUGAUGCCUCAGGAACUAUGGGGGGUGCAUGUGGAUAUGGAAAUCUAUACAAAGAUGGUUAUGGAAUAAAAACAGCUGCAUUGAGUACUGCUUUGUUUAAUGAUGGUAAAUCAUGUGGUGGUUGCUAUGAGAUUGUUUGUGAUGCACGUCAAGUUCCCCAAUGGUGCCUCAGAGGAACUUCCAUAAGAAUUACUGCCACUAAUUUCUGUCCCCCAAACUUUGAUCUCCCUAGUGACGAUGGCGGUUGGUGUAAUCCUCCUAGACCACAUUUUGACUUGUCUCAACCAGCUUUUCAAAUGAUCGCGAAAUAUAAAGCUGGAAUUGUUCCAAUCCUUUACAGAAAAGUUGGGUGCAAAAAAAGUGGAGGCAUAAGAUUUACAAUCAAUGGAAGAGACUAUUUUGAACUAGUGCUUAUAAGCAAUGUAGGGGGAGUAGGGGAUAUUUCCAAAGUUUGGAUCAAAGGGUCUAAAAUGAAAAAAUGGGAAUCCAUGUCAAGGAAUUGGGGUGUUAACUGGCAAAGCUUAAGAUAUCUAAAUGGUCAGAGCCUAUCCUUCAGAGUACAACUCAGUAAUGGAAAGACUCGUACAGCUAUUAAUGUGGUACCCUCUAGUUGGAGAUUUGGUCAGUCUUUCACCAGCAAGGUUCAGUUCUGA
This is a messenger RNA of Trifolium pratense (red clover), 798 nucleotides long. RefSeq names its product putative expansin-A17. The transcript is spliced from 3 exons. Bases 1 to 798 code for a protein of 265 amino acids. Gene Ontology annotation, biological process: plant-type cell wall organization. NCBI's taxonomy places the organism in Eukaryota, Viridiplantae, Streptophyta, Magnoliopsida, Fabales, Fabaceae. The record is from RefSeq and is a predicted model, not a curated record. Gene Ontology annotation, cellular component: extracellular region.